Chanos chanos (milkfish) is the source of this 3237-nucleotide messenger RNA. RefSeq names its product calcium channel, voltage-dependent, alpha 2/delta subunit 4b (gene cacna2d4b). The record is from RefSeq and is a predicted model, not a curated record. Bases 1 to 3237 code for a protein of 1078 amino acids. The transcript has 40 exons. Gene Ontology annotation, molecular function: voltage-gated calcium channel activity. Gene Ontology annotation, cellular component: voltage-gated calcium channel complex. Lineage: Eukaryota; Metazoa; Chordata; Actinopteri; Gonorynchiformes; Chanidae.
AUGGCAGAUGCACAGAUGAGGAUCCCACCUGAAACGGUUCAACAAUGGGCCAGUAUCUUCUCUGAGCAAAUAAACAUCAUUGCAGCAAAGUACUCUGGAGCUGCCCUUUUUCAAAAGAAGCUGAAAGAUGUUGAGCCCAUUAUCAGAAUCGAGGAUGUGGAUGGGAAGGUGCUGGUGCAGGACUUUGCUGAAGAAAUAGAGAGAAUGCUGGGAAGCAAGAUGAAGUCUGUUAAGAGGUUGGCAGACACCGCUGAGGAUGCAGAUUUGUACCAUGAAUAUAAUGCAACUUUAGAGUUUGACUAUUACAACUCAAUGUUACUGAAUACGAUGGAUGAGGAAGGCAACUAUAUUGACUUGGGCGGUGAGUUUCAACUGGAAGAAAAUGAACAUUUCAACAAGCUAUCUGUCAACACAUUACAGAGUGUCAUCCAAGUCCCCACUAAUGUCUACAAUAAAGACCCAGACAUUCUUAAUGGUGUGUACAUGUCUGAGGCUCUGAAUGACAUCUUCAUAAGUAAUUUCCAAAAGGACCCUACACUCACAUGGCAAUACUUCGGCAGCUCAACUGGUUUCUUCAGACUCUAUCCAGGCAUCAAGUGGACUCCAGACUCAAAUGGAGUUGUUUCCUUCGACUGCAGGAACAGAAACUGGUACAUCCAGGCUGCCACCUCUCCAAAGGACAUCAUUAUUGUGGUUGACAUUAGCGGGAGCAUGAAGGGCCUGAAAAUGACAAUCGCCAAGCACACCAUCAACACCAUAUUGGACACACUGGGCGAGAACGACUUUGUCAAUGUCAUUGCAUACACAGAUUACGUGCGUUACGUGGAGCCAUGUUUUAAAGGGACACUGGUACAGGCAGACUUGGACAAUCGUGAGCAUUUCAAAUUACUGGUUCAAGAGCUGCAGGUGAAAGGUGAGGGAAAAGUGAAGAAAGCGAUGAAGGAGUCAUUCCGCAUUCUCAAUGAGGCAGCAGCGAAUGGCCAGGGCAGCCUUUGUAACCAGGCCAUCAUGCUUAUCACAGACGGGGCCAUGGAAGACUUUGAAUCUGUGUUUGAGGAGUUCAACUGGCCGGAGAAGAAGGUCCGCGUGUUCACUUACCUCAUCGGCCGAGAUAUGACUUUUGCUAGCAAUGUCAAGUGGAUUGCUUGCAACAACAAAGGUUACUACACUCAUAUCUCCACUCUGGCCGACGUGCAGGAGAAUGUCAUGGAAUAUCUUCACGUGUUGAGUCGCCCAAUGGUCAUUGACCACGAUCAUGACAUCAUCUGGACUGAGGCUUACAUGGACAGUGUGCUUCCUAACACAGAACAGCUCUUUAACACUAUGGCUCAGAGCCUGCUCCUCAUGACCUCUGUGGCAAUGCCUGUGUUCAGUAAGAAGAAAGAGACGCUCUCACAUGGGAUCCUCCUGGGAGUGGUAGGGACAGAUGUUCCUCUGCUAGAGGUAAUGAAGCUGGCCCCACGAUACAAGCUUGGUGUUCACGGCUAUGCCUUCCUCAUCACAAAUAAUGGCUACAUUCUGGCUCAUCCUGACCUUCGACCUCUGUACAAACAUGGGAAGAAGCUAAAGCCAAAGCCCAAUUACAACAGUGUGGAUUUAUCUGAUGCAGAAUGGGAGGACACUGAAGAGAUAUUGAGAACAGCAAUGGUGAAAGGAGAGACAGGUACUCUGACAUUGGAUGUGAGGGCUGCUGUGGACAAAGGGAAAAGACCCAUGUUCCUGAAGAAUGACUAUUUCUACACAACCAUCAACGAGACUCCAUUCAGCUUUGGGAUGGUUCUGACCCGCGGGCAUGGACAGUACAUGUUCUAUGGGAACGUUUCUGUGGAGGAAGGUCUCCAUGACAUCAUGCAGCCUGACCUGACAGUGGCUGAAGAGUGGACCUACUGUGAGACAGACAUCGACCCAAAUCACCGUAAACUCACUCAGCUCCAAGCUGUGAUGCGAUACCUGACCGGGAAAGAACCAGACCUUGAGUGUGAUGAGGUCUUGCUCCAGCAGACACUGUUUGAUGCUGUCGUAACAGCUCCACUGGAGGCUUACUGGACAGCUCUGAUGCUGACUGCUGAUGGAGUGGAGACUGGGGUGGAGACAGCCUUCCUUGGCACUCGCUCAGGACUCAUGCGUCUGAACAGAUAUGCAGGCACUGAACAGAGAACAGGAAAGAACUUCCUGAGCCCAUCAGAUAAAGAGAACCUCUUCACCGUGGACCACUUCCCUAUCUGGUACCGUCUGGCGGCAGAGAAUACGCCUGGCCAGUUCCUAUAUUACGUCCCUGCGGACGACGUCAACAAAGGCAGGAACACCGUAAUAGCAGUAACCUCAGUCACUGUAACGUCUGGACCACGGACAGCAGUCGCUGGAGCCAUCGGGGUGCAGAUGGCUCUGGACCUGCUGGAGAAACAGUUUUGGGCUAUUGCGAAACAGUCAAAUGACACAGAUUGCAGUGAUGUGGAUGGUAUUUGUCCACUCAGCUGUGAAAGUACUGAUGUUAGCUGCUAUGUUGUGGACAACAACGGUUUCAUACUGAUCUCAGAGGAGAGGGGAGACGUGGGGAAGUUCUUUGGGGAAGUGGAUGGAUCAGUGAUGUCCCACCUCAUUAAACUGGGCUUGUACAAAAGGGUUACGCUGUACGACUACCAGGCAAUGUGUAAGAGUUCCCAUCAUCAUUCCAGCGGAGCUCGGCCUCUGCUUAACCCUCUCUACAACCUCAUGGCAGCUCUCAAAUGGAUUUUUUCCAAUGCAUUAAUAUUUUUGUUGGAGUUUAAUGUCUGUGGUGUGUGGCAUAGCGAUUAUGUGGUGGAAGCCAAGCCCAUGUACCACGCAUCGCACAAGCAGAAGAAGACAGAGUCCAUGCAGCCAUGUGACACUGAGUACCCUGGCUUCAUCUAUGACACCACUAUCAGAGAGACCAACAGCAUCAUCAAGUGUGGCCGCUGUCAAAAAAUGUUUGUGCUCCAGCAGAUUGCCAACAGUAAUCUGGUUAUGCUGGUGGUCCAGGCAGACUGUGACUGCUCUCGCCAAUACUCUUCCAUUACCCUCAACCCCAGAGAGGUCAAAUAUAACGCCACAGUGAAGUGCAACAGAAUGAAGUCUCAGAAGAUUCGCAGGCGGCCAGAGUCUUGUCACGCUUACCAUCCUCACGAAAAUGCAAAGGACUGCGGUGGAGCCUCAGAGAUUUCCCUGUCCGUGGCUCUGUUCUUCGCAUCACUGAUCACUUCCCUUGUACUCCGCUGA